This is a messenger RNA of Linepithema humile (Argentine ant), 4293 nucleotides long. RefSeq lists its product as uncharacterized. Gene Ontology annotation, molecular function: mRNA binding. Lineage: Eukaryota; Metazoa; Arthropoda; Insecta; Hymenoptera; Formicidae. The record is from RefSeq and is a predicted model, not a curated record.
CCCGUUCAGUUAUAAGUUUUGACUUCCGACCACUUCCGACUUUGAAGAUCGGGAAAGAGUUCUCUUUCGAGAGAGUUUAAGAGACGAUCAAGUUAAGUCGCGAGGAUUCUUAUUAAGCAAACGACGAUCCGGUAAUCACGAAAAUAUUGUGGAGACUUCGUCCACUGUAUAGCCGUACCAUGCAGAAUUUUGAUGAUCUUGACAUAGAGGGUCGUAAUCCUUCUCAUCUAUCAGAAGAGGAUAAGGAAAAGGAAGAAUAUGAUCGCAAACGUAUAAUGCGGUGCAGCGUUACUGCUGAAGAUGGUGCACUCAGACCUGUUUACUCCGAGACCGAAGAUGGUGAUAUAUGGUGUCAUAUCUGUAAUGUUGCCUUGUUUGGGGCUCAUAAAUUGAUAAGUCAUAAUCUAUGUAAUCGUCAUAAAAUAAAGCUGGACGAAUGGCCAUAUCCGGUCAUGUUGUGGUCUAAACGACCGGAUCUGAAGACAAUUACACCAGUGCAGUCUACCACUAUUAGCGACACUCUGGCACCUGGCGAGCCAGUUCCACCUGGUAUGGAAGAUCAAAUAACACGAGUCACAGCGAUACAAAUGAGCUUAGAUCGACAUCAAAGCUCCCCGCUCGUCGGCCUCGAGUAUCUGCUGGAGUUGGUGGACAAUGAUUCCUGUGAACCGAGUUACACGUGUGUUUUGUGCGACAAACGUGGCGAUCCACGCACCGUAAUGGCCCACAUUACCAGCUACAACCAUCGAAUCACAUAUCUCAAUAGACACUUUCCAACCAUAUCGCGAGCAAUUACGGACUUACCGCGUACCCCAAAUUACAAACGCGGGGCCAAUGAAAUAUUGGUGUUAGUGGCGAAGAAAAUUGAAGAAAAGUUUGGAAGAAUGAAACCGCAAUUGGUAGACAAAACUCAGUUCGAAAAGAACAAGAUGCAAUAUAUCAAGAGAGUAUAUCAGGACGUUCAUUUUAGGGAAACGCCAGAGUGCACGUUUAUGGAAGUUUACGAUGUGCGAUGGGUGACAAAUUUUGAUGAAAAAAUGGCAGAAAUGAAUGGUAAUAUUAAAAAGAAAGAACUUCAAUCUGAUGAGAAGAUUGAUGACAAAUACAAAAAAGAAGACAAGAAAAUGGAAAAGCUGCCUAAAAAAUUAGAUUCUAAAGGAGAAGUUACAAAAACGGGCUUUAAAAUGCGCAUAAUUAACAAGGAUAAAAUGAGUCUUCGUAAAACUACACCGAAGCCCGAGGAGAACGUGAAGAAGUCACCGAAACGUCCGUCGGACGACACUAAAUCGCUCUCGUCGCUUUCGAGCAUAUCUAGCAGUCCGUCGCCGUCUCGUUCGCGAUCUCGUUCGCCGAGUCGAAAUAGAAGAAAGGGUUCCGCGGAGAGAAGCACAGGGAAGUAUCGCAACGAGUCGCGGCAUUCGCGCGAGCGUGCUCGCGGUCGGUCGCGAUCGCGAUCGCGAUCGCACUCUUUGCAGCCGCUCAGGGAACGCGACAAGUGGGACAAAUAUCGCGAGCAAAUUAGGCGCGCCGAGGAGACGCUAGAUCGCGCAUUGAAGUUUCACGAAAAGAAUCCCGAGAAGCAUCCGUCUUACCCAGACGAGUGGAAAAAGUUCUGGAACAAGCGGUACAAGGAACUGCAGGCCGAAGGUAACGAUCCGAGCAAGCACGACUUCAAGCCGGAGUGGAUUGAGUUUUGGAACAAGAGGAUGCGCGAGAUUCACAACGAGCAGCUGCAGCAACGAAAGGAGGAGAUUAGAAAAAGGUUGGAAUUGCCGGAGGACAAGCCUCCUGAGAAGUGGGUUCAGCCGAGGCGGGAGCGAGAACGGGAGCGGGAGCGGGAGCGAGACCGGGAGCGAGAGCGAGAGCGGGAACGGGAGCGGGAGCGAGAACGCUCUCCCGCGAAGCGCGGCAGACAUCGUAUAGAGAGCGACGACGAGGUGGAAUACGUCGGUACGAAGAUGAUCAAGCCCGAGUACUACGACCGUCACGAGGUGAGGGAUCGAGAGUACAUGUAUUCCGCGUACACGCGCGGCAGGGGAAGCGUGUACAGCCAUAAUUAUCCGCCGGUGUCGCGCACGGCGUCGCGCACCAGACCGAUAUACUACGCGACGCCGUAUCCGGUGAAGGACAAAUCGCCCACGCCGCCCGUGACGGAGGAAGUGCUGACGGAGGAUCUCGAAGUGGUCGGUUUGUUGCGACUGCUAACGGCACUCGAGGGACAGCUGGGUUCGCUGGGCCCUAAGAUCGUGUCCCUUCUGUCGAAGGCUUUGGCGGCCGAGAAGGCGAAACCGAAUUCCGCCGAGGAACUGCUGUUCGACGAGGAAGUGAGCGUUCUCUUCGAGACGGUUAAAGAGAAGCUCAAGGGCCAGCUGUUUGCCGGCAUGGUGGAGAAAAUGGCGAUCACGGCCACUAAAACGGCGAUACAGAACAUUGCCAAGCUGCUGCACAAGACUUCCGAAAGCAAGAAGAAACUGGAAGAGGACAAGAAAAAGAAGGAGCGCGAACUGCUGGAAUUAUCUAAGCCGCCCGCUUACGUCAGUAGAGCUGCUUACUCGAGACCGAUAGAGUCGGCCAUGACACCGUCGGCCAUGAAGUCCGAGCCGGUGAGCGUGCCGGGCGUCGGUACAGUUGACAAAGUCGCCAUCGCUCAGCAGAUCGCCGCUGCUCUCAUCGCGCAGGGUAGAACGAAUGUCUCGCAGGAGGAACUGGAAACUCUCAUCAAUGCCGUUGUCGGCAUGGCCGAGGCGUCCAAGCACUCCGACAAGCCCGUCACCACCGCCGACUUCGUCAAAGGCCUGACGAACUGCGGCAAUAUCGCUUCUCAAGCGGCGGAACCCGUCAAAACGACGAGCACGCUGAUGGUGCUCGAUGCUGCGGAACGGCAGGUCCCGAAAAUGGAAGGCUUAUCGGACGCCGAUUUGAAGUCAAAGCUGCAAAAUUUUAAGGAUCUGAACACGCAGGAGCAGCACAGUCUCAUCGGUUAUCUGAAGAAGCUCGAGGCGAGCGAUCCGACGAAGGUGGAAAAGUUGAGGGACUACGUUAAUCUCGGCAUGACGGUCUCGACGUCGUCGGUGUCGGCUAUCAGCAGCACGAGAUCGUCGAGUCCGGAGAUCGAGGCCUCCAUUAGCAGAAGCAAGAAGAGCAUCUCCCCAUUUUCCAUUCGUAAAAUGAAUCAGAAUCCAGUUGACGACGGCAAUAAGUGGAAACCGAAGGUGGACAUGUUCGCGAACGACGAAGACGACGAGCAGCAGACGAAAAAGGGCGGCGACGAUAAGUCAAAGACCAUCGACUUAUCCGACGACGACGACGACUACACGUACGAGGACAUUUACAAAGCGGCGAACAAGAAUGUGAAUGAUAACGAGAAGGCCAAGAGAUCGCGCGCCUUCUCGAAAUCGCCGAAAUCGUGGUCUCGAUCGCGGUCGCGAUCGAGAUCGCGGUCGCCGGUGAAGCAGAAGGAAGCCACGAAGACGAGCGAUCCGAACGCGAUACUGAACGAAACGAAGCGUCUGAUCGCCAAUAUUAUGUGCGACCUGCCGAACAAAUACGUGCCCAAGUCGCACACGAGUCUGGCUGGCCAAGACAAAACCGAGCCGAUAGCGAGUCCCGCCGAAUCCAUACCGUCAACCGAAAUGUCCAACUUUUACAAUCAGGGCUUUCACUCGAGUAAUCAGCCGCGGCCGCAAGCGCAGCCGAUGACUUAUCCCAACGUGUCCAAUCAGCAGUUCUCGAAUUAUCAGCAACCGCAGAUGUUCCCCAAUAAUUCAGGAUACAUGGACAACGGUUAUAAUUAUCAGGGUUACGGCAAUCAGAGUCAAUACGGUGGACCACCGCCGAACCAAUAUCCUCAACAAUCCUACGGCUCUUACGCCGCGCCGCAAGCCACGCAUCCGUCAGGCUACGUUCAGCAACCUCAGUCGCAGCAAUACGGCAGCUACAUGCAGCAGCAACGAUUUUAUUGAACGAUCGUCCGCUGAGAUGUUGCGAUUUUGAUCGAGUUCACAUUCACAUCGUGGCGUGUCAAUCGAUAACUUCAUGAGUAAACCUAAUGAAGUUUCACGCUUUUUUUUACGCGCAGCUAUACGAGUGCCUGUGCAAUUUUUGAAUGUCGUUUUUAUUCGCGCUUUACACAUUUUCAGCGAAACGGAUAUAAUAUAUUUCAAAAUUUAUCAACGAUAGCACAUUACUUUCGUUUCCAUUUGCGAGAGCGUUUAUAAUGUGAAUUAUCAAACUGUACUUAGAGAGAAUUAUGUAUUCGCGUGAUCUUUUUCCAUGUAUAUAUAUAUAUAUAUA